This is a messenger RNA of Rodentolepis nana, 1083 nucleotides long. Lineage: Eukaryota; Metazoa; Platyhelminthes; Cestoda; Cyclophyllidea; Hymenolepididae. The record is from the annotation of a GenBank genome assembly.
AUGGAGAAUUCGGAACCAAAUACCCUUGCAGGGUUAAAAAGGGUUUUCAAUAAACCCGACCUUGAUGUUAACAAAUUUAUAUCAAAAGUAUCUAAAAAUGGUGGUGCUGAAAUCAUCCAAACUCUAACUGAUCUAAACAGAAUGACUGAUGAGGCAUCCGCUCAAAUGAAAAGGGCAAUUUUCAACAACUUUAAGCUAUUCAUUGAUGCAAGCAAGGCCGUAACAGUUCUUUCCACAAUCAUGCACCAAUUGGACAAUCAACUUGUUGAACAAAAGCGUCUCUGCGCAGCUCUGGCGGAGAAAUCGCUUUUUCGCGAUGGUAGGCUUCCAACUUCAUAUGUGAUGUAUUCUUUAGGCAAAUCCAAUAAUGAGAAUGAAAAGUCCUCAAAAUUGAGCGAUGACAUUUCGUCCUUACUGAGUUCAGUCGAUGGGGUUUCAAAUUUGGUUAAAGAUUCCUCGAGACAGCUUCUCUUUGAUGCCGAUGCAAUCGAAGUUAAUCCUAUCACUUAUAGCAAACUGGGUUACUUCCACCUCUUUGUCCUCAGUGAUUUCAUUCUUGUUGCCAAAAAGCAACAUGAUUCCUACGAGAUGCAUCGAUAUAGAAAGCAAGCCCUCUAUGAAAUUGAAAAUGUUGUGGUGGUUGAUGUCAAGUCCACAGAUUCACAGAAAGUAGCUCCUCUGAAUCUGGUCCAACUCCUAGUUUUUCCCGAUAGCCGAGUCUUCCAAAUGGAAUCAACGAAGGUCAAGAGGGCUCUCAUUUCGACCAUUGAUGAAGUUAAAAGGCUCCAUCUCACUGUAAUCCCUGCCGAUGAGUUGGAAGUUGAAGCAGACGCCAAUCCGGUAGUAGAAAGUGGCGGAGCAUUGAAUUCCGACGGACUCGAUUCCAAUUCAAAUCGUUCAGCGUCUCUUGUGAGUGUGGACGCCACACCUGAAGUGGAAACAAUGUGUUUUGAAGCACUGGCUGGGACUAUUCCAGAAAUAGCUCACUUUAUUCGGCGUGAGAAACCAUCUACUGCCAGUAUCACUACAACUCGAGUUAAUCGUAAGUUAAUAAUCGUAGUUUCUGCGUGUUAUUGGGUAUGA